Molecule: messenger RNA, 3339 nt
Organism: Engraulis encrasicolus (European anchovy)
Lineage: Eukaryota; Metazoa; Chordata; Actinopteri; Clupeiformes; Engraulidae
Product: ankyrin repeat and SOCS box protein 2-like
Exons: 10
Coding region: 444-2477 (677 amino acids)
Biological process (GO): intracellular signal transduction
Cellular component (GO): cytoplasm; nucleus
Molecular function (GO): protein binding
Source: RefSeq, a predicted model, not a curated record
UCCUGUGCUGGCCUACCAUCUGGAGAUUCAGUGUGUCACCAAAUGCUGAAGAUUGCCCGAAUAAUAAUAAUGACAUACUGGAGCGCUUCUCUGCAUUUUCUGUGUUCUCGUCAGUAAUGAUGGUGUGGUUGUGUGGUCUCCUCUCAGUGUCAUUUCUGCCCCGUACCUCUUCAUUAAAGCCAUUGUGUCACUGCCAAGUAUGUCAUUUCAGAAAUGGGCCUCAUGCCCCUGGUAGCCUGUCUAGGAAAAUAAGGUCAUAUGAGUUGUUAACCUUGAAUAAAGACCACCCUCCUUAUCGUUCUUAAAAGACAGUCUCAGAGUCUCUCACGGAGACUCUCAUGCACACAGUCAACAAGCAGGCUUAACAAAGGAAAGAAGAAAAGUGCAGGGGUUUAAAAGUAAAUUGUCUGGCGAAAGGUUUUCCUGCUUGGCUUAAGUUCAUCAUGGCUGCAGCAAGCCUUGCUAGGCGGGAGACUAUGCUUGACGUUGUGUAUGAAGACUACACUGCCUAUGGCCACUUGACUGAUGAUGAGCUACUGCAGAUGGCCAUUGAACGCAGUCUGUCCGAAGACCAACAAGGCCCCUCGGAAUACGCUCAAGCAUGUUUCAUACCAGCAUCCGAGCCACCCAGAGAGGAAGACAUACCCACAGAAGCCAGGCAGGUGUAUGCAGCCAGACAGAAUGCUGCUCUGCAAAGACAGAGAGCUGCAGCCGCUGAGAACCCAGAAGUCAAUCCUUCCAGGGUAGGUAAUACAUUUGAUGAAGAGAGGGUGAGGCUGCUGGAAUGGAAGAAACGAUAUGGAAAUGAAGGCCUCGUGGAAAAAACAGCUACUCAUGCACCCUCCAUUAAGUCAGCUAUCUGGAAUGAUGAUGCCAAAACAUUCAAACAAAUUUUAAUGACAGAACCUGCUGAGAGUCUGAACAAACCAAACGAAGAGGGCUGGAUUCAUUUACAUGAUGCUGCAUACUACAAUGCAGCAGAAUGUUUAAAGUUGCUUUUACAAGCCUUUCCUGAUCUAGUCAACAAACGCAAUGACGAGAACCAAACACCUCUUCUUGUGGCUGUUGGUCGUAAGAACUUGGCCUGUGUCCAGGUUCUUAUUAACGCUGGUGGAGACCCUAACAUAGCCACCAGAACAGGAGAGACAGCCGUCUACAAAGCUUGUGAGAUGGGCACUGAGGAGAUACUUGAUGCUCUUCUAAAAGCUGGCGGGAACCCCUGCAGGGCAAACAUUGAGAGAAACACACCUUUACAUGAGGCAGUGGGGACCAAAAAUGUCAAUAUGGUAAAAAUGCUAGUGGAGGCUGGAGCAAAGACGUGGACUACGGAUAGCUACGGCGUUGAGCCACUGUUCACAGCAUCUCAGUGUGGAGCCGCAGACGUGCUGAACUACUUCAUCAAACUAGGUGGAAAUAUUAACACGCAGGCUAACGAUGGGGCAACAGCUUUGUAUGAAGCGUCUAAAAAUGGCCACGAGGAGUGUGUAAAGAUACUGCUGUCCAAGAGAGCAGACGUAAACCGAACAACCAAAUUAGGCUUAACUCCUCUACAUGUUGCUUCAAAGAAUGGACAUGUGAAUGUGGUGUUGCUACUGCUUCCUCUGACCAGCAAAGGAAAAAUAAGGCGCAGUGGCAUCAGUCCACUGCAUCUCGCAGCCGAGAUCAACCAAGACGAGGUCCUGGAGAUUCUCAUCCAAGAAGGCUUGGACGUCAACAUGCAGCUAUCGACCGAAUAUUCAAAGAUGUACGAGGACCGCCCCAGCACGGCACUGUACUUCGCAGUGAAGGCAAGCAACGUUGAGGGGGCCUCUAUGCUGCUUGAGGCCGGCGCAAACCCUAACCUGGACGUCUUCAACCCUCUCUUGGUCGCCGUGAGAAAAGACAACAUGGAGAUGGCGUCUCUGCUGGUCGAGUAUGGUGCCAACGUGAACGCUUCCAUGCCAACACAUCCAACCACCUUCCCAGCUGCUAUGCUCUUCUGCAUGAAGCACAGAAACAUGUUUAAGAUGCUGCUUGACAACGGGCUGGAUGCUGACGCCUGCUUCGACUGUGUCUAUGGGAACAACACGCAUCCUCCAGUCAAGAUACACCGCUCCUCUAGGGACAAUCUGUACCUGCAUGGGCUGAUGGCCCCUCAUACGUCAACUGCACAGUUUUGUGAAGUGAUGGCGGAUCCUCUCCACUCACCUUGGGUGGGAAUGAUACUCGAUAUGCUCUUAGAUUACACUGGCCACGUGAAACUCUGUUCAAGACUCUCAAACCUCCUGGACAACAUCAGCAAUGGCCGGUACAUCAAGGAUAAAGCAAAACCACCAUUCCCUCUUCUACACUUGUGCCGUGUGAAUAUCCGCAAGCAAGUGGGACAUCAGCGAAUGAAACAAAUGACUUCUCUGCCUCUGCCCAAACUUCUCAUCAGAUUCCUCUUUUACGACAACUCUGAGUCGGAGAACUUGUUGUCGCAAUGUGGCUGUUUAUGAGCAUUUUCAACAGGGCAGUGCAGCAGCUUACUGUGGUUUGACUGUGUCAGUCAACGUACUAUGUUAAAGGAUCAUUCCUGCCAAAUUCAACAUGCAGUUGUAUUGCUCACUCUCCCCUUGAUAUGUCAUGUCAGUAUCCAGUGAUCCGAUUACAAGAUCUGAGCAUUUCUAGUUUCAACAUACUCCAGAUACCAUCCCAACAGUUAUUAUUAUGUUGUUAGGUGUCUGGGCAUGUUCCAUGGCUAUUGGGAUGGUAUCUGGAGUAUGUUAACACACUUUAAAAAAUGUAAACAAAACCAUGGCAACAUUAGAAUGGCCAGGAUGUCGGGAAAGGAUGAACAAAAAAUGCCACAUCGUUGGGUGGACAGGUCAAGCGUAGUAGUAAUUGGCAGGGAUUCUCCUUUUAAAAGCUUGAUUUCACAAAGCUGCUUUAAUAAUUUGCAUAUUUGUCUGGUUUGAAGGGGGGUAUGACAAUAAUUACAAUAAUUACAAGAAUGGCUUGAUGUCAAACUCUUCGUUAAGACCAUUUGGAGACAUUGUGUUCAGAUAGUGGAUCCAAAAAGUCUCACGUUGGAGUAAUCUUUUUCCUCUGUCACCGCCUCUAGGUGACUUAUCCACACGUUCCACGCCUAUAUAUCUGAGCGCACUUACGUUGUGACCGGCACUUUUGAAGUUGCACUUUUCACUUGGAUUUACUCUCAUUGUCCUGCACCUGGCCCAUCGGGUGGGAUGUGCACACAUCUACUCCUCUAAACUUAAACACUAAAAACCUACCAAGAACCCUCCACAAAUUUGAUCACAGGAGUACACAGGUCUACUGGUUAUUUAAUAUUAAAUGUGUUGGAAGGAAAUUGUGUUUCUU